This is a messenger RNA of Scatophagus argus, 5617 nucleotides long. It is a transcript of the gene acvr2ba, whose product is annotated as activin A receptor type 2Ba. The transcript has 11 exons. Gene Ontology annotation, molecular function: activin receptor activity; ATP binding; activin binding. Gene Ontology annotation, cellular component: activin receptor complex; plasma membrane. The record is from RefSeq and is a predicted model, not a curated record. The coding region runs from base 484 to 2043 and encodes 519 amino acids. Gene Ontology annotation, biological process: protein phosphorylation; cellular response to growth factor stimulus; activin receptor signaling pathway. Lineage: Eukaryota; Metazoa; Chordata; Actinopteri; Scatophagidae.
AUUGUCCCCAGCAGCCCCGACCAGAGAGAGAGGACAAGGCGGUGGAGAGAGCUGCACUGAGCCUCGGAGAGAACGAGAGGACGACGAAGGAGGCGGAGAGACGGGCGGAGGAGAGCAGGCUGCCGGAUCCGUUCACACCCUCAGCCGCCUUUUUCUGCGUGAUUUUUUGCGGGCUGAGUGUGAGUGACCCCGGGCCGAGCCGCCGCCGCUGUCCGCCCCGCAUGGCUCCGGAUCCGUUGGGAACUUCUCCGUAGAGCCGUGCGGGUCUGCUGCGUUUCCGAGGAACAGGAGGACGCUGCUGGCUGGAUUAUCCCACUCAAACAGCGAACAGGACAAAAGCCGGAGUCCGGGCCUGGCUGCGGGUCCUGGUUUUACGCAGCGCGCCCCUCUUUAACUUGUCUUUUUAAAUGUUGGAGGAGGACCCGGAGGGCAGCAGGAGUCAAGCUGGCGGCGCAGCGGCGACCGCCUCCAACUAGAGGGAAUAUGUGGCUCUCCUGGAUCACUUGUGCACUCGUGCUGGGAACUUUGUGUGCAGGGCUGAGUCACGGGGAGGCCGACGCCACCGAGUGUUUGUACUACAAUGUGAACUACGAGAUCGAGAAGACCAAUCAGAGCGGAGUCGAGCGCUGCGAGGGCGAGAAGGACAAACGCUCGCACUGCUACGCCUCCUGGAGGAACAACUCGGGCUCCAUCGAGCUGGUGAAGAAGGGCUGCUGGCUGGACGACUUCAACUGCUACGACCGACAGGAGUGUGUGGCCACAGAGGAGAGUCCUCAGGUCUUCUUCUGCUGCUGUGAAGGAAACUUCUGCAACGAGAGGUUCACCCACCUGCCUGACGUCACCGGACCACUGAUCAAAGCUCCGCCUCCCAGCGUUGGUGUGUUAAACGUGAUGAUUUACUGCCUGCUGCCCGUCUCCAUGCUGUCUGUCGCUCUGCUGACUGCUGUCUGGAUGUACCGCCAUCGGAAACCUCCCUAUGGACACGUGGACGUCACUGAGGAUCUCGGGCCUCCUCCUGGCUCCCCCCUGCUGGGCCUCAAGCCCCUGCAGCUGCUGGAGGUGAAGGCCAGGGGCCGCUUCGGCUCCGUCUGGAAGGCCAAGAUGAUGAACGAAAACGUGGCCGUCAAAAUAUUCCCCAUCCAGAAUAAAGAGUCGUGGCAGAACGAGAGAGACGUGUUCCUCACACCAGGCAUGAGGCACGAAAACAUCCUGAGGUUCAUCGCCGCAGAGAAACGAGGAAGUCACCUGGAGGCCGAGCUGUGGCUCAUCACCGAGUACCACGAGAGGGGCUCGCUGUCAGACUUCCUGAAGGGUAACAUCAUCAGCUGGUUCGAGCUUUGUCACAUAGCCGAGUCGAUGGCCUGCGGCCUGUCUUACCUUCAUGAGGACAUCCCACGACACAAAGGAGAGGGACCCAAACCGGCCAUCGCUCACAGGGAUUUCAAGAGUAAGAACAUCCUGCUGCGUUCAGACCUCACGGCGGUGAUCGGCGACUUCGGUCUGGCUGUUUGCUUCGAGCCGGGGAAAUCACCUGGAGAGACACACGGACAGGUAGGGACCAGGCGUUACAUGGCUCCAGAGGUCUUAGAAGGAGCCAUCAACUUCCAGCGAGACGCCUUCCUCCGAAUCGACAUGUACGCUCUGGGUCUGGUGCUGUGGGAGCUGGUGUCCCGCUGCAAGGCUGCUGAUGGUCCAGUGGAUGAAUACAUGUUGCCAUUUGAGGAGGAGGUCGGUCAGCAUCCAUCGCUGGAGGACCUGCAGGAAGUUGUUGUCCACAAGAAGAUGAGACCGGCCUUCAAAGACCUCUGGCUCAAACACAGUGGUCUGGCUCAGAUCUGCGAGACGGUUGAGGAGUGCUGGGAUCACGACGCCGAGGCUCGCCUGUCGGCCGGCUGCGUGGAGGAGCGAGUCUCGCAGGUCCGCCGCCUCGCCGCCACCAUCGUCCCUCCUACCUCCGACCACCACUCCCUGAUGGUCUCCACACUCACACCUGUUGCCAUGGUAACCAACGUGGACCUACCGCCCAAAGAGUCCAGUAUAUGAGGAGGAAAACAAACUUUCUUUUGGAGGCCUGACGUUUAGCGGCGAUUCUCUUGAAGUUUGGUGCAACUUCCUGUGAAAACACACACACACACACACGUGUGAAAUGCUCUCAGUGGAAUUUUACAACCUAACGCAGAAACGCGGUGUGAAAGCAGCUGAUAUUUGACUCACAUUGGACUUCUUUAAUUCUUUCUCCGUCCUUUUGGACAAAUAUUACCAGCACGUGUCCUCACUUCUCUCGAGUUGUCCUCCCGUCGUGUCCUUUUUAUUUCCACCAAGUGUGUGUGUGUGUGUGUGUGUGUGUGUGUGUGUUUUGUGAGAAAACCGAGCAGACAUGCCCACACAGGAAACCCAACUCUGAAGCUCAUUCAGGUUCCGACUCAGUGAAUGCUCUUCUAUCUCCAGGUACCUCAGCGACCACUUUCAUGAUUUCACAGACUUUUUUUUGACCAUUUUCUUCCCUCUGCUGUCUUCUUCUACUCUUCUUCUCUGAAUCUGGAUUCAUCUGCCUGCCCAGCGACCACCUACCAUCAGCCUACUGUUGGGAUGGUUUUUUUUUUACUACAAUGCUGCAAAACUCUCAUAGGAAUGUGAUGACUGUUACACGACAAAAGCCGAAAGCAAACUUUUGGUUUUCUACCUUUUCUCUGACUCUUUCCUUUUCUAUUCUUCUCCUGCAACCACACGUUACUGUUCACACGCGGCAAACCUUCGGAUCCAACGGGUCGUAUUCACCAACACGGGAACCAGGAAGUGAGGUCAGAAGGAAAGACGCGAAAAACAAAAACCAGAAAGACUGGAGGCUGUUUGUUUCUCUUUGUUUUUGUUCUCAGCUGUUAUAAUUUGAGGUUGACUGAGAGAAGUCAGACAGGAUGGCUUUUCAGGAGCCAGGAAGCAAACGUCGUGCAUGCAGAGAUUUGAUUGGCUGACUCAUUGUCCAACCACAGCAUUUUGGUUGGCUUAAAACUUCUCAGGUAACCAGGUCUACAGGGGUCGGAGGGGUGGGGGAGGGGGAUCGAUGUGACUGCCACAAGGAAGGGGGGGCCCAACAACCAGUGGGAGGGGCUUAUCUGAGGGUGCUCAAAGCCUAUUGGCUGUCCCUAAUAUGUAAAUCUGCAAGGUGCCCAAACACGGGGAGAACGUGCUACCCGAAACAAGGUGCAAGACCUCAUGGUGCAUAGAGUUGUUUAUGCACUCAGGUCAGAGUGUGUGCGUGAAUGACAACGUGUGUGUGUGUGUGUGUGUGUGUGUGAGAGAGUGAGUGUGUGUUUGGUAAUGUGCAGAGUCACAUGAUGUGACACGUGGAGUUUUCUUUUUCUAAUUUAGAUUUUAUACUGUCCUUGCCGGUGGUUUCGUGUUUUAAGUGUGGCUGUGUGUUACUCGGAGGUAAGUGGAGGACCUUUGACCUCUGCAGUUCUUCCAACGUCGCCACCUUCUGGCUGAGCUGCAACACUGCAGACACCUGUUUAAAAUCUGCUGAUCACACAAAUCCCUGUGAGUUUAUAACAUGGCAGUGAGCCAUACUUCAGUUUAAUUUGACUCAGUCCCACACUCACACACAGACACACACACCGUCCUGCUGCUACAGAUACUCGCUAGGGCAUCAAAUGUGGAUUCAUACGCCGCUGAAAGUAGUCCCCGACAGAUGCACUAUUUGCCGCUGCUUGUUUGAUUAAAAAUGUGACCUGAAACUAAAAGUGUGUGAGGAUUUAGAGAUCUUAAGCAGGAAGCACUGAGCCACAAACAGAAGCCUCGCAGCUGUCUGUCGUUCUUCCUGUGAGAACGCUGGUUCUGUAGUGUUGCAGCGUCCGUCGAUGCAGAAGUCAUCCGUCGCCUCCUCACUUACCUCCUCAUCUCACCCUCCUUUUGUUUUUCCUUCAACCGGGACCAAACUGGCUGCUGAGUCCACUUCAGAAACUCGCGUCGUUGCCAACAGUAAGAACCGGAAACAAAACCGAGGAACGUUGUUGCUUCUUCGUUGUUCUUUUGUCUGUUUUCUGUGAUGCCAUACAUGUAACAGUGAAUGUCUACGAUGCUGCUGCUGCUGACGAUGAUGAUGAUGAUGAUGAUGAGGAUGAUGACUCAUACUCAAAGAUGAAUAUAUUUCUGUAUUUUUAUUGUUGCUUUGACUUGCGGUGCGUUGAACACAUGCAACUCUGAGUCUUUGUAUGAAGUCAGUGACGCGUGGGGAGGCGUUUGAGGAGCGUUUGGCCGCGGGACGCGUGAAAAGACGACAACUUUGAUUAAUAAAUGAGUGGGAAAGAUAGAAAAGCUGGAUAAAAACUACUAAAAAGUACAUCAAAACAAUAGUGCUCAUGAACCACAGAUCACCUCAGUACACCAGAAAUACCUCAAAGACUUUUCUACGUGUUAAAGUUCUGUUUCUAUAUUUUAUUAGUUGUUCUGAUGACUUGUAGUUCAUCCUAUUUUAUUAUGAGCUUUUUAUUCUUUGUUUUCUUUGGGUUUUACUCUUUGAUUAGAGAGAUUAAUUUCUUUUAAUAGAAACUCUCCAAACUGACUGAGGAAGAAAGCUGCCAGGUUACAGCAAGACUCAAACCUCCACUUUGUAAAUAGUUAAUAAAGUUGUUUUUUUUUUUUGUUUGUUUGUUUGUUUGUUUUAAAGACUGAACUGAACUGCCAAUAUCAUAAAAGCACCUGGACUGAGCUGGACGGUUUCUGUCAUCCUCACUUUUUGUCCCCUUCACUGUUCCCUAGCAUGUCUCCUGUCUCCUUACUGGUUUCCUUACCCUCCUGUUCUGUCUCCUGUCCUUCCUCAGCUACCUCUCCUCGUCUCCUUUCUUUCUGCUUGUCUCCUUUCUACUGAUGCUGUUCACUUGUGUCCCUUUAUGUCCUCUUGCUUCUUGUUUCCUUUUGCCUUGUCCUUUUAUCAGCCUACCUCUAAUUUUGUCCCUUUCCUCGUUAUCAUCUCAUUUCCUCUUUUCUCUCAUAGACUUAGACUUAGUCAUCUUCCUCUUCUGUCAAAUAAUUCCUCUUGUGUCCUCACCUCCUCUCUACUUGUGUCUCGUCUUCUUUCCUCCUCACCCUGUUUCAUUUCUCACCUUUCAUCUUACUGUUCUCUUUCUUUCUCCUCUUCUCUUUUCUUGACAAAGGUUUUCCGAUGUUGUGCCUUCAUUGGACUUCAUCUCUGGAGCUUCCUUCAUCCCUUCCCUUCUGUUCUUCCUGUGAGUUUUCCUAACAAACAAAUGACCUGACAGACUGACUCAGGUUCAGGUGUUUCCAGGUGUUUCCAGGAACAUAUUACCUCAUUAAAGCCACACGGGCUGACAAUGGCGUGCUUGAGAUGCCGUGGUAGUCGAUGACGAUGAAAAGACUGAGGCAGCGUUAUCGUUCAGGUUUCAGGAUGAGAGAAACAGGUUCGCUUCACACGUGUGAAUCAGUAACCAAAACGCUCGAUGGAUAAUUGAGCUUCAAGGAUUAAAGGUGUCGCACUGUGAAGGGGGAAGGUUUGACAUUCAGGAACGCUGUUAGCAUCGUUAGCAUUCUGCAGUGAAACCAGUGGGGUAUCAGGCCAAAAUGUAAAUGGGGGGACCAAAAUGUUGCAUGCUGACAAUGC